AUGUUGAAGUAUACAGACGUUGAUUUUCGUAAAUUAACAGGUUUUCAUAAGAGUCAGUUGUCCCAAAUCGCGAAAGCCUUGAAAAUACCAAAUAACGUCGCCAACUUCGCGUUGACACCCGAUGAGUCCUUUUUCAUUUUCCUUGUUCGCCUUCGCAAUGGCUGCAAUUAUAGCGCUCUUUCGGGGCUCUGCAAUAGAGAGAUAUCGACAAUUUCCAAGGUGGUUUCUUUCCUCACCUGUUAUCUGUAUCAUAUCGUAAAACCAAAAUUAGCUGUCACUAGCGCAACUUGGCUACCGGAUCGAUUGACAGACAUUGACAGGGCACUUGUAGAGGCCAACAAAUCAAUCGAAGACCCAAAGGUUGUCGCCUUCAUCGGUGGUACUCAUAUGAAAAUUGCUCGGCCUUACAAUAACACUCAGCAUGGAUAUGGAGUUGCCCCAAACGCUGUUUACAGUGGUCACAAAAGAACCCAUAUUUUGAAAUACCAAGCAGUAACCACUCCCGAUGGAAUUUGCGUUGACCUUGCGGGCCCUUCAGUAGGAAGUCAGUAUGAUUCAUUCAUGUUCAUGUACAGUGGCUUGUAUGAUAAACUCAAUGGUUUAAAAUUUGACAAUGAGCAAUACAAGGUGUAUGGAGGUCCUGCAUACAGAAGCUCUGACGUCCUGGUAGUUGGGUACAAGGGCCAAAUGCUGACCCAAGACGAAAAAAAGCAGAACAAGAUUAUGGCAACAUCUCGGGUUUCCGUUGAGUGGUUUUUUGGUGCUGUAAAAAAUAACUUCUGUAUCUUUAACAGUAGUGGUGUGAGGGGAUGUGGGGCUUAUUUUCUUAUAGCGACAUUUUUGACAAACAUCAAGCACUGUUUGGAGGGAUCACAGGCCUCCAAGUACUUCCAAGUUGUUCCCCCAACAUUGGAAGAAUACAUGGAUGAAAUUAACUUCCCCAAAUUCUUCGACGAUGUUUUAAUUGAUCCAGCUGGAAGCGGGUGCAUCUAUUCUAUGCAACAGAAAAACAUAGUUUUCGAUCAUUUGAGUGAUCUCAGGACGAUACAUACUGGUCUUUCAACUUAA
Molecule: messenger RNA, 1068 nt
Organism: Lachancea sp. 'fantastica'
Lineage: Eukaryota; Fungi; Ascomycota; Saccharomycetes; Saccharomycetales; Saccharomycetaceae
Source: the annotation of a GenBank genome assembly